This is a messenger RNA of Oncorhynchus keta (chum salmon), 3908 nucleotides long. RefSeq names its product alpha-1,6-mannosylglycoprotein 6-beta-N-acetylglucosaminyltransferase B-like. The record is from RefSeq and is a predicted model, not a curated record. Gene Ontology annotation, molecular function: alpha-1,6-mannosylglycoprotein 6-beta-N-acetylglucosaminyltransferase activity. Gene Ontology annotation, cellular component: Golgi apparatus. Gene Ontology annotation, biological process: protein N-linked glycosylation. Lineage: Eukaryota; Metazoa; Chordata; Actinopteri; Salmoniformes; Salmonidae. The coding region runs from base 560 to 2974 and encodes 804 amino acids. The transcript has 17 exons.
CACUAGCGUGGAAAGGAGGUUGAGUAAAGCCCUCAAAGGAUACGGGAGGAUAAACGCUCCUAGGCGCAUUAGUUCAUUGCUUUCUUCAGAGAGGAAAGGCACCCAAUAGACUUCGUUCUCUGAGUGUACAUAUUGGGAACAGGGAUUUUGGAGACCAAGUUGCACUGAUUCGGUCUAAAUUUUCUUCCACAUCUGCUUUGAGGAAUGCUGCUCUAAUACGCGACAGACCAUAUCGUUCCAGUUACCCGGACAAUCUGCAGCGACUAAAAUCGAGAUUUUGCAAAGUGACAUAAUGCAAUCUAAAUCGUAGGAUUAAAAACACAGACUUCGCUCAGAUUUCAAGAAGUCAGAACUCUGGUUUAAGAUACUGUUCGCGGAUUCAAUUGAACGAAAACUUAUGGAUAAAAUCUUACAUCUGACUAUUUUCUCGGAGUUGAACCCCUAAAACGUUGAAUCCCUAAAACGCAGGCGGCGUGCAGCAGUUUCAGCACCUAGUUGAGGCCCAGGUUGCGAGGUUAACGAUGUCGGGGGUCGCUUGUUUGGUUGCGUGUUUUGGGAAAUGAUUACUGGCAACAUCGACGGUAAAAUAAUGGUUAGAAGAUGGCUUGUGACGUUCAAACCUUUCAGGAUAUUUGUGGUGGGGAUCGGCUUCUUCAGCCUGUGUUUUCUAAUGACCUCCCUGGGGGGCCAGUUCUCAGCCAAGAGGCUUGGGGACUCUCCCUUCACCAUCCGGACAGAAGUGAUGGGGGGAGUGGAGUCUCGUGGGGUGCUCAGGAAGAUCAGUGACAUGCUGGAGGUGAUCCUGAAGAGGAUGGACAGUCUCUCCAAACUGGACAACAGCACCACCAGAGACACCCGCCGUCUGGAUGAACUCAGCUCGGCCAUCAACAGGUUCCAGCCAGCGGGCCUGGUAGAGAGGAUCCAGGCUAUAGCUCAGAACGUGUCCAACAUGGCGGUCAGAGUGGAACAGAUCCUCCAGAACAGCAUGGCCGCCGGCAGAGCAGUGAGAGACGGCUCCUCAGGCCAAUGUGAGGUACCCAGAGACCCCCACUACCCAGACUGCCCUGGAAAAGUCGACUGGAUGCGUGCCCGCUGGACAUCAGACCCGUGCUAUGCCUUCUACGGGGUGGACGGCUCCGACUGCUCCUUCCUUAUCUAUCUGAGCGAGGUGGAGUGGUUCUGCCCCCCUCUGGCCUGGAGGAACCACAGCAGCCCCCCCACCGUACACACACACACACACCAGACCACCACCACCAAGAGACAGGCUGCAUUCCGCACAGACCUGUCAUCUCUGCUAGACCAGGUUGGCACGGGCAAAGAGUCGCUGAGCUUCAUGAAGCGCCGUAUGAGGAGGCUGGCAUCACAGUGGGGCACGGCCGCCCAGCGCCUCCACUCCAAGCUGCGCCAACGCUGGAGGGAACAGAAGAAGAUCCUGGUGCACGUGGGCUUCCUGACAGAGGAGUCAGGGGACGUGUUCAGCCCCAAGGUCCUGAAGGGAGGUCCCCUGGGGGAGAUGGUUCAGUGGGCUGACAUCCUCACAGCCCUCCAUGUUCUGGGACACAACCUCAAGAUCUCCAUGUCUGUUAAGGAACUGCAGGGAUUUCUCGGGGUGCCCCCAGGCAGAGGGAGCUGCCCCUUGACAGGACCUCUGCCCUUUGACCUCAUCUACACAGACUACCACGGCAUGCAGCAGAUGAAGCAGCACAUGGGGCUUUCGCUCAAGAGACACAAGUGCCACAUCCGUGUGAUUGACACCUUCGGGACAGAGCCGGCCUACAACCAUGAGGACUACGCCACCCUGCACGGCUACAGGACCAACUGGGGCUACUGGAGCCUCAACUGCAGACAGUACAUGACCAUGUUCCCCCACACUCCGGACAACUCGUUCAUGGGCUUUGUGUCUGAGGAGCUGAACGACACGGAGAAGAGGAGCAUCAUGCAGAACAAGGUCAACAACAUGGCUGUGGUUUACGGAAAGGAGGCCAGCAUGUGGAAGGGUAAGGAGGGUUUCCUCCAGAUCCUCCACAGGUACAUGGAGGUCCACGGGACGGUGUACUACGAGACCCAGCGCCCCCCCGAGGUGCCUGCCUACGUCAAGAACCACGGCCUGCUGCCCCAGCACGAGCUGCAGACGCUGCUCCGCAAGGCCAAGCUCUUCAUCGGGUUUGGUUUCCCCUACGAAGGGCCCGCCCCUCUGGAGGCCAUAGCCAAUGGGUGCAUCUAUCUGCAGCCCAAGUUCCACCCACCACACAGCUCGCUCAAUCACGAGUUCUUCAGAGGCAAGCCCACGUCUAGAGAGGUGUCAUCCCAGCACCCGUAUGCGGAGCAGUACAUCGGGCGGCCCCACGUCAUGACAGUAGACUACAACAACUCCCAGGAGUUUGACGCCGCCAUCAGAGAGAUCAUGAGUACCAAGGUCGAGCCAUACCUACCGUAUGAGUACACCUGCGAGGGAAUGCUGGAGAGGGUACACGCCUACAUACAGCAUCAGGACUUCUGUGCCCCCGAGGCCCCUUUCCCUCCGGCCAACUCCUCCUCCAAGCUGGGGAUUAGUAGUCUCGGUAGCCCUGGGCCUCAAUUUGUCCUGCUGCCCAACUCCAGUGCCCUAACCUGGGCCCCCGACGCCAGCGCCCCCUCUGCCUGGCCCCCUCUCAGCUCUCUGAGGCUGCUGGCGUCCCAGGAGGGCCAGUCGUGUGUGGAGGCGUGCCAGCGGGCCAACCUGGUGUGUGAGCCCGCGCUGUUCCGCUUCGUCAACAACAAGGAGGCCCUGCGCGGGUUAGAGGUGCAGUGUGAGGUGGUGGAGGCGGAGGUCAACCACGUGUUCCCGGCCUUCUCCAUCCUACGCCGGGAGUGCAGCCUCCAGAAGGACCCCCUCCUCUACAGCUGUGCCGGCCACAGCCCCAAGUACCACCGCCUCUGCCCCUGCCGGGACUACCGCCGCGGCCAGGUUGCCCUCUGCCGAGACUGCUUAUGAGGAGGGGCCAGGAGUUUUUCCAAUGAACGCCUGACCCGGCAAUGUGGCUAGGAAAAACUCCAGGCACUCUAGUUAUAGCCUAUGAAUUGUAGACUAUAAACUAUGGACAAUAAUCUCAACCGGCCCUGGUUAUAAUGCUAGGAGAAGGGCUGGCUAAAACUGAAGGGACCCCUCCCCCCCCCUCCAACUGGAAGACUUGGUUCCAAGUUACCCACUGAGCUUGAGUGGGUUGUUGUCCCAUAGUCACUCCUUCAUUCCUUGGUUUCUAAAUUGACUAAUAUGUUUCUGAUAUGAGCCUAUGGAUGGUUUGCCUCAAAGCUCCUCACUGGCCUAAGAGAGAUGUGCUGGACUAUACUGCAACAAGUAUAUCCGUUCACCAUGUGGCCACAGGAAAACACAGUAAUCCACAAUAGGGAAAAGGCUAUAUCGCCAUCUAGCUAGCUACCUAACUAAUACCUAGAGGAGACCACUGACCGGAAGAUCAUUGAUUUGCUGCUACAAUAUCAAUAAUUGGAAUUUAACCCUCCAAGACCAGGGAGUUAAGAGAGCAAUCGACCUGGGGAAGAAAACAGUUAACACAACGUGUGUCAAACUCCUAGAAAAAAGUGACCUUUGAGUGGAAUUCCACCUUUGGGUCAAUAACCCUCUCACCCCCUCUCUUUGGCGUUGUGCUUUGACAAUAGACGAUGGACACUCAGACUCUCUCCCUAGACUCUCUCCUUUUAAAGAUGAACUCUUUCUUUUGCGCGACUAAAAUAACCGUGGCUGCCAACGUAGUCAAUGCAAUCAUCUCUGUUGCGCUAAAAUGGACUAAAACAGAUUAAAGAUUAUUUUUUAAUAAAGUGAACGUUUUGAGCUCUGCUACUGCGAGAACAGAGGAUUUUUAAGAACCUUUCGGUGGUUUUGUGACGGAAAUAAAAAUAAAUAAAAAAAC